GCCCGGCGCUCGCCUCCCGCGCUCCCCCCGGGCUCUUUGUUGGAGGGUGCCGGCAGGGGGCCGCGGCACCAUGUCCUCCCCCAAGAACGGCUUCUACCGCCAGGAGAUCACCAAAACCCUCUGGGAAGUGCGGGACCGCUACCGGGACCUGCAGCCCGUGGGCUCCGGCGCCUACGGAGCCGUCUGCUCGGCUAUCGAUGGAAGAAACGGUACCAAAGUGGCCAUUAAGAAACUGUACCGCCCGUUUCAGUCCGAACUCUUUGCCAAGCGAGCCUACCGAGAGCUGCGCCUCCUGAAACACAUGAAGCACGAAAACGUCAUUGGAAUACUGGAUGUGUUCACACCAGAUGUAACACUGGAGAAAUUUAAUGACUUCUACCUUGUAAUGCCAUUUAUGGGAACAGACUUAAGUAAGAUAAUGAAGCAUGAGAAACUAACUGAAGACCGAAUCCAGUUCCUUGUAUAUCAGAUGUUAAAAGGCUUAAAGUAUAUUCACUCGUCAGGCAUAAUUCACAGGGAUCUAAAGCCCGGAAACCUGGCAGUAAAUGAAGACUGUGAAUUGAAGAUUCUGGAUUUUGGAUUGGCCAGGCAUACAGACAGUGAGAUGACAGGUUACGUGGUCACAAGGUGGUACAGAGCCCCAGAGGUCAUACUUAACUGGAUGCAUUACACGCAAACAGUUGACAUCUGGUCUGUGGGCUGUAUAAUGGCUGAAAUGAUAACAGGGAGGCCUCUGUUCAAGGGAAACGAUCAUCUGGACCAACUCACAGAAAUAAUGAAAAUAAUGGGUACACCAACUCAAGAUUUUGUGCAAAAACUGCAAAGUCAAGAUGCAAAAAACUAUAUCAAAAGCCUCCCAAAAGUCCAGAAAAAAGAUUUUGCAUCCGUCUUGAAGUAUGCGAAUCCUUUGGCUGUAAGCCUUUUGGAGAAGAUGCUGGUGCUGGAUGCAGAGAAGCGAGUCACAGCAGCUGAGGCUUUGAUGCAUCCUUACUUCGAACCAGUUCACGAUCCUGAAGAAGAAACUGAAGCUGAGAAAUACGAUGACACGUUUGAUAACAUGGAUCUACCCCUGGAUGAGUGGAAGCGUAUUACAUACAAAGAGAUACUGAACUUCAAACCACCGCAAACAUCAGAGUCAAAGGAGACAGCAGUGUAAUUGUAUGACCUGGUCUUUUCAGAACUCAGAAGAAAGCAGGAAAGUUGUAAAUGUUUGUGAUAUUUCAGGUGUAUAAAACUUUUAUAAAUAAACUGGAUGUAAUCUGUUUCAUCUCCACUGU
Molecule: messenger RNA, 1277 nt
Organism: Cygnus atratus (black swan)
Lineage: Eukaryota; Metazoa; Chordata; Aves; Anseriformes; Anatidae
Gene: MAPK12
Product: mitogen-activated protein kinase 12
Exons: 12
Coding region: 71-1156 (361 amino acids)
Biological process (GO): MAPK cascade; protein phosphorylation
Cellular component (GO): nucleus; cytoplasm
Molecular function (GO): MAP kinase activity; ATP binding
Source: RefSeq, a predicted model, not a curated record